Messenger RNA from Salvia splendens (bonfire salvia), 933 nucleotides. RefSeq names its product transcription factor bHLH25. The record is from RefSeq and is a predicted model, not a curated record. The transcript has 4 exons. NCBI's taxonomy places the organism in Eukaryota, Viridiplantae, Streptophyta, Magnoliopsida, Lamiales, Lamiaceae. Gene Ontology annotation, molecular function: protein dimerization activity. The coding region runs from base 128 to 877 and encodes 249 amino acids.
AGUAGUUUAGCCAAAUGCUUUGAAGGGCAAGUCCUUCUAUUCUCAAACAUUUAGCUAAUACCGGAAAUCCAAAUUGAAUUUUAUUUAAAAUCUUGAUGUACAAUAUGAUUUGAUGCAGGUAUAGAUCAUGGAUAUUUCAGCCUUCAGAAACUUAGCUGAUUUGGAGAUGGAGUCUUCAUUUCAUUACGAAUCUUUCGAGCAACCAUCUGUAUACGAUGAUGGUCGGCCACUGAAGCAGCUCAGAACGAGCCACCACGUCUCAAGUGCUCUUCAGUUUGACGCUAUCCCAACUUAUUAUGACAACAAACUGGUCAGCAUGAUGAAGCCUAAAGAGGAAGAAGCGUUCGUCGUGUCUGAGCCAGUCGCUUGUUUGUCGUCCACGCACCAUUCUUUAGCGGAGAAAAAGAGGAGAGAGAAGCUCAGCCAGAGGUUUGUAGCCUUGUCUGCUCUGAUCCCUGGCUUAAAGAAGAUGGACAAGGCUUCUAUUUUGGGAGAUGCGAUUGAGCAUAUGAAGGGUUUGGAGGAGAGAGUGAAGGGGUUGGAGGAGAGGGCUAGGAAGAGAAGAAGGAUUGAACCAGUGGUGUUUAAUGUCAAGAAAGAGGAAGGCGGCGACGACGACGAUUUUCCAGUGAUUAGGGCAAGGUUUUGUGAUAAAGAGCUGCUGGUUAGUGUUCACUGCCGGAGAGGGAGAGGUGUGUUUGAGAAAAUUGUUGGUGAAGUUGAGAAUAUGCAGUUUUGUGUUGUUAACAGCAGCCUUAUGAGUUAUGGGGAUUCUUGUCUCAGUAUAACACUUACUGCUGAGAAGGACAAAGAAGACAACAUGAAUAUUGAGCAGCUUGUGGAGAAUUUACAAGGUCUUCUCAAAAUGAUCUUGUGAAAUAUUAAUGCAUUCCUUGAACUCAUAAUAUCCUAUUUUUCCCCUUUUCAAAGACC